AUGUCCAAUUCCAGAGGCAUCGAAAAGCAUCUCGACUUCCCCGUUGGCUCCGCAGAGUACCAGCCCGGCAACUUUUCGCAGCAACGCAGUCCCCAGUACAAAAUCUCCAACGAAUCCGCAUCAGCUCUCGCCGAGGGCUACGGCGCUCCCGCAGAUUCGGGCCACGACAGCGACUUCGUCGUCAUAACUCGCGGCGAGGUCACUGCUUCGGGGCCGCCCUCGGAGGCCACCGGCUCUGACGACACCGUCAUCGACAGCGCCGUUAUGAGUGGGGCCGCUGGAGCUCCAGCAGUCCUGGACUCUGCUCUGACCCAGAACAAUAUCCAUCUCCACGAUCGUGUAUGCCCGCUCGGCACCAUGCCCACAUACCAAUGGAUAUGGGGUCAGCCCUGCCCCGGUCGCUUCGACAUCAAGGACACUUCGUCCAGGGAGAGCAUGAUGGUCCACGUCGCCCACUCGCGCGCCAGUCAGGCAACUGAUAGCCUGGAGAACGAAUACGGCGUCGUCAACCACCCUCCCGAAUCAUUCAUUGCCUUUGCUGGCCACUGGGCCUAUGUCCCCGCCGGCCCUAUGCCGCUGGAUGAUGAUGAAUCCGAUCCACUAAAGUGA
This is a messenger RNA of Colletotrichum graminicola M1.001, 609 nucleotides long. RefSeq lists its product as uncharacterized. The transcript has a single exon. The record is from RefSeq and is a predicted model, not a curated record. Bases 1 to 609 code for a protein of 202 amino acids. Lineage: Eukaryota; Fungi; Ascomycota; Sordariomycetes; Glomerellales; Glomerellaceae.